Molecule: messenger RNA, 2421 nt
Organism: Culex pipiens pallens (northern house mosquito)
Lineage: Eukaryota; Metazoa; Arthropoda; Insecta; Diptera; Culicidae
Product: peroxidase
Exons: 1
Coding region: 196-2211 (671 amino acids)
Biological process (GO): response to oxidative stress
Molecular function (GO): peroxidase activity; heme binding
Source: RefSeq, a predicted model, not a curated record
GACAAACAGGCCGGUUUCGUUCGAUCGAUCGUUCAGUUCUCCGAGCGUCGUUCGAACGGCGAGAAGCAAAAAGCAAACCGCGCAGUUCCACAAGUCGAUUCAGCGAAGCGCCCCGAUUAAGUGCGAUCAUAAAUGUAAAUUUCUUUAUUUUAUUGGUGCAAGAACGAGUGUGGAAUCCUGAGAUUUUUUUUGAGGAUGUUGGUUCGAGUGAUGUUGGUGGCGGCCUGCCUUGGGCUGGUGGUUCAGGGUAGACAGACGCCUACCGGAAUCGAUGGCAGAGUGCUGGCCAAGCUGGACGGGAUGGCCACGGAGCAGCACCUGGCGGAUGCGGUCCGAUUUGGAGAGGAUGUCGUCGAGAUGGCCAAGCGGAUGGAGAGUAUGAUCGCGGGAUCUCGGGUUAAGGUUGUGAAGGGGUCGAUAACGCACGCGCAGAUCAUCGAUGGGUCUUCGACGGCGAGUUCGCAGAAGCAGGACUAUGUGGCGAGGACGGUGCUGAAGGCGAGUUCGUUCUUUUUGAACAGUUACUGCAAGCCGGGGGGGAUCCCGUCGGGGGAUUGUGGUGCGUACUUGGAGGGUGAGACGAUUCCUACUAGUAAGUUGCUGGACAAGUGCCAGAAGAUCGUCGAUCGCAAGACGUACAACGAUGAGUAUCGUCGACUGUUGGCGGCGAGCUAUCACGAUGGAAUUUACGAAUUUAGGAAGAGUGUGAAAGGUGGAGAGUUGCCCGAUCCGAGGAGUAUUUCGAGCAAGUUUCAUGGGGCUAAGGAAAAGAAGGACUCUACGCGUACUGUUGCGUUGGUUCAGUGGACGCAGUUUAUCGAGCAGGAUUUGGCCAAGACUACGGUCCAGACCAUGCACGAUGGGACGGAUAUUGAGUGCUGCACUGGUGAUCAUAGCCCGGUGCUGCCGAGGUAUCGCCAUCCUGCCUGCGCACCGUUGAUGAUCGCGGAAAACGAUCCUCACUACAAGACUCAGGGCGUGACCUGUUUGAACUACGUACGCAGCGCGCUGUCUCUGGGAAGUUCCUGUCAUCUCGGCGCGGCAAAUCAGCUGAACCAGGCCACCAACCGGUUAGAUCUGUCCCAACUGUACGGUAACCACAAAACGGAAACGAUGCCCCUCCGUACUCUACGCGGUGGUAAGCUCAAGUCCCAGGCAUUCGACUCGACGGAAUUCCUCAGCGAAAGUCUCGAUCGCAAGCUUUGCAUGACCAACGGAACGUUUGACGCGACCUGUUACCUAUCCGGCGAUACCCGCGUCAACGUGAACCCGUACGUCACCCUACUCCACACCCUAUUUCUUCGAUCGCACAAUCGCAUCGCCAAACACCUGGCCCUCGCAAAUCCGGCCUGGACCGACGAACAGCUGUUCGAAGUGGCUCGAAAGGUCAACAUAAAGAUCUAUCAAAGCAUCGUUCGCGACUGGUCACGGGCGGUUUUGGGCAGUUCGAUCAGCACCGUUGAUCACACGGCGGAGCCACGCGUAAGCAACGAAUUCGCAUCGGUCGGCAUUCGUUUCUACAACACGAUGAUGCCCGGAGAAAUCGCCAAUCCGGUUGCGUCCGGUCGAUACGAGUUGGACGACCUGUUUUACAAACCGAAAGACCUCCGCAAGAAGGAGUACUUCGCCCAUCUGAUCGCUUCCGUGCUGCAGCAAAACGCCAUGGCCGUCGACACCAGCUACGUUGACGAUCUCGCCCAGCAGCUGUUCAAAACCAAGAACGUGGGAACCGACGGACUCGCGCUGGACAUCCAGCGAGGUCGCGAUCACGGCCUCAGUCCCUACACCAAGUAUUACAACCUGUGCAACGCUCCUCGAUCGAUCAACUCCUGGUCCGACCUAUCUCCCCUCAUGACCCCGGAAGACAUCACCGCCCUACAAUCCGCAUACUCCUCCGUCCACGACAUCGACCUGAUCAUCGGAUCACUUGCCGAGAAACCAACCCACCCAGAAGCAACCGUUGGCCCAACGCUGGCCUGCAUCAUCAAGGACCAGCUCGCCAACUCCCUCACCCCAACCCACAAACAACACCCCGUCGACGACGCCGUGGCCAACUACUCGCCGGCACGGUUCCUCUGCGACACCGCCCAGCUGAAGCAGGUCCAGCGGGACAUCUUCCGCCUCCCGUCCGAAUCCACCAACAACCCGAUCGUACCCUGUUCGCAGCUUCCCGCGCUCGAUCUGAGCGGUCUGCGAGACGCCAAAGUGUGAAGAUCAAUAAUUUAUGAGCGACGACGACGAUCGCGCAGUCAACAACAACAAAACAAUUUUCUCGUUUGUUUACGCGCGUUCACCUUCAAAGCAUUUUUAGAGAGUAGCGAUCAUGACUGCAAGACAACGUGGUGUUGUCUAGAACUUAAGCUAGCUUUACGAAUUUAAUUUAAAGACAUUUCAAAUAAAGCCCGUAUUGUAAUCUGUAAA